Chrysoperla carnea is the source of this 1536-nucleotide messenger RNA. RefSeq names its product actin-5C. Gene Ontology annotation, biological process: mitotic cytokinesis. The transcript has 2 exons. Lineage: Eukaryota; Metazoa; Arthropoda; Insecta; Neuroptera; Chrysopidae. The record is from RefSeq and is a predicted model, not a curated record. The coding region runs from base 165 to 1295 and encodes 376 amino acids.
UAAUAAAAAAAUUUGAAAAUUUUGUACCUACCAUACCGGACGAGUUUAUUUCAUAGCGGCAGUUCUAUACCACGGAUUCCACUCAAACCGGCCGGCUUAUUUCAUUCUCUAGUAAGUCUCUUGUGUCUCGUGACGUUCAUAUCACCUAAACGUACUAAUUCAACAUGUGUGACGAAGAAGUUGCUGCAUUAGUUGUAGAUAAUGGAUCCGGUAUGUGUAAAGCCGGUUUUGCUGGUGAUGAUGCACCACGUGCAGUAUUCCCUAGCAUUGUAGGCCGCCCACGUCAUCAAGGUGUUAUGGUUGGUAUGGGACAAAAAGACUCAUAUGUAGGAGAUGAAGCCCAAAGUAAAAGAGGCAUCUUAACACUUAAAUACCCAAUUGAACAUGGUAUCGUUACCAACUGGGAUGAUAUGGAAAAAAUCUGGCAUCACACAUUCUACAAUGAACUUCGAGUAGCACCAGAAGAACAUCCAGUUCUUUUGACAGAAGCUCCAUUAAAUCCAAAAGCAAAUAGAGAAAAGAUGACACAAAUUAUGUUUGAAACAUUCAACACACCAGCUAUGUAUGUAGCUAUCCAAGCCGUAUUAUCAUUGUAUGCUUCUGGUCGUACCACUGGUAUUGUAUUGGAUUCAGGAGAUGGUGUUUCACAUACUGUACCAAUUUAUGAAGGUUAUGCAUUACCUCAUGCUAUCCUCCGUCUCGAUUUGGCUGGUCGAGAUUUAACAGACUACCUUAUGAAAAUCCUCACCGAACGUGGAUACUCUUUCACAACCACUGCCGAACGUGAAAUUGUACGUGAUAUCAAAGAAAAACUUUGCUACGUCGCUUUAGAUUUCGAACAAGAAAUGGCAACAGCCGCUAGCUCAAGCUCAUUAGAAAAAUCUUAUGAAUUACCUGACGGACAAGUAAUUACAAUUGGAAAUGAACGAUUCCGUUGCCCAGAAGCAUUAUUCCAACCAUCAUUCUUGGGUAUGGAAGCAUGUGGUAUCCAUGAAACAACUUACAAUUCAAUCAUGAAAUGUGACGUCGAUAUCCGUAAAGAUUUAUACGCUAACACAGUAUUAUCUGGUGGUACCACUAUGUAUCCAGGUAUUGCUGAUCGUAUGCAAAAAGAAAUCACUGCCUUAGCUCCAUCAACAAUGAAAAUUAAAAUUAUCGCACCACCAGAACGAAAAUACUCCGUAUGGAUUGGUGGUUCAAUUUUGGCUUCCUUAUCAACAUUCCAACAGAUGUGGAUCUCUAAACAAGAAUAUGAUGAAUCUGGUCCAUCCAUUGUACACAGAAAGUGCUUCUAAAAAGCAGGCGCGACUGAAUCAACAAAUACGUUUUUUUCAUACCAUUCCAAAUCUACCAAGACGAGAGGCCCCCAUGUCUACUUACGUCUGUUGUAUAAUAGAGGCGGGCGAAAGCACUAGCCAAAGUAUUACUAUUAUUACUAUCUUAAUUUGUAAUAAUUUAUUCCCAUUUUUGUGCUGACACUAAGACUACUAUUAUUUAGAUUUAUUAUAUUAAAACAAAAAAAUAUUAUGGGAAAAA